This is a messenger RNA of Homalodisca vitripennis (glassy-winged sharpshooter), 3729 nucleotides long. RefSeq names its product poly [ADP-ribose] polymerase tankyrase-1-like. Lineage: Eukaryota; Metazoa; Arthropoda; Insecta; Hemiptera; Cicadellidae. Bases 1 to 2799 code for a protein of 932 amino acids. The transcript has 5 exons. Gene Ontology annotation, biological process: protein localization to ciliary inversin compartment. Gene Ontology annotation, molecular function: protein binding. Gene Ontology annotation, cellular component: ciliary inversin compartment. The record is from RefSeq and is a predicted model, not a curated record.
AUGUCGCGUCGAGUUGUGUCUUCUACUCGGGAGAAUAAACGGAUAAGGAUAGAUGGAAAUCCGAAAAUGGAGGAGAACGCCCUUAAGGUCUUCCGCAUCACAUUCGAGUCGGGCAGCCUUUUUAGUGUCCGGUGUGAAAAAACUCAUCAGUUGUUAACGCGGAUCCAAACAAUCCAGACAAAAACGGACGGACGCCUUUGCAUUAUUCCGUCUUCAAUAACCUACCUACCCGCCUAUGUGAAACUUCUGGUUAAGAACGGUGCCGACCCGAACCGCGAGUGCAACGAACAUCUUACACCAACAGCACUCGCCAUCAUCGAAGACAAUUCAGAGAUGCUGACACUCCUAAUAUCUCUCGGAGCCGACCCUGACCGUAUCGUAGAGUUGGAUGGCGAGCAGGUGACGCUUCUGCAGCUCGCAGUGAGUUUGUACAAUUUUAAAAUCGUACGGCUGUUGUUGGAGAAUGGUGCGGAUCCAGACAAAAGUGCCCCCGCGACGGGAGAAACAGCGUUACACGUCGCCGCACGCGCCCGUCCACUCGAGAGAAGAAAGCUGAUAGCUCUGCAAUCCACGUUGUACACAUUGAUUGCGCGCGGCGCCUCACUCGAGACGACACGAAACGAUGGUUUUACCCCAUUACAGGUGGCCAUAUUGUAUAGGAGAUAUGAUGAGGCAAGGAUUUUAAUCAUCGGCGGAUCAAGACUGAACAGUACAAUCGAACGAGGUGAAUUUCGGGGGCGUACGUCAUUUCAUUUAGCUGCAAGUUCGCUGGACGUCGAUUUGAUCGAUCUCUGUUUGAAGUAUGGAGCCGACGUGAACGUGUGUGACAGGCACGACGGGAUAGACCUUCCGGCCAGUACUUUGAUGGCCGCGAUAUACGAUUUUAAAGAUAAAGGAGUGGACAAUUCCGAAGUCGUGGUGGAAAUUUUAAAAAUGUUCACGAGGUGUAUUGAGAAGAUCGUCGCAGCGGGUGCCGAACUAAGGUGUUGCAGCCUAGGAACCCCGUUUCCUCUCAAUUAUAUCGCCUCGAAAGGGGACGCGAGGAUAAUGAUAAUACUUCUGAGCGGAGGCGUACAGACAAACCGCUUGGAUGAAAGCGGAGAGACCGCCCUGCACAAAGCGGCGAGUGUUGCUGGAUGGCAGGUGUGCGACGGCUUCCAGAACAAAUACGCUCUCAUCGGCUUCCAGAGGUUAUGGAAAAAGAACCUUUACGCACCCGAUAGAUUUUUCAAAACGAAGAUGUACGAAAGUAUCAAGGAACUACGUUGGGACACAAAGAUGUUAACAGUAAAGGGAAACGACGGUCACGAACAGUCUAACCAUCGUCUGGGCUCGGACGUGAGACGAGGAGAUGUGACAAAAACGGACGGACGCCUUUGCAUUAUUCCGUCUUCAAUAACCUACCUACCCGCCUAUGUGAAACUUCUGGUUAAGAACGGUGCCGACCCGAACCGCGAGUGCAACGAACAUCUUACACCAACAGCACUCGCCAUCAUCGAAGACAAUUCAGAGAUGCUGACACUCCUAAUAUCUCUCGGAGCCGACCCUGACCGUAUCGUAGAGUUGGAUGGCGAGCAGGUGACGCUUCUGCAGCUCGCAGUGAGUUUGUACAAUUUUAAAAUCGUACGGCUGUUGUUGGAGAAUGGUGCGGAUCCAGACAAAAGUGCCCCCGCGACGGGAGAAACAGCGUUACACGUCGCCGCACGCGCCCGUCCACUCGAGAGAAGAAAGCUGAUAGCUCUGCAAUCCACGUUGUACACAUUGAUUGCGCGCGGCGCCUCACUCGAGACGACACGAAACGAUGGUUUUACCCCAUUACAGGUGGCCAUAUUGUAUAGGAGAUAUGAUGAGGCAAGGAUUUUAAUCAUCGGCGGAUCAAGACUGAACAGUACAAUCGAACGAGGUGAAUUUCGGGGGCGUACGUCAUUUCAUUUAGCUGCAAGUUCGCUGGACGUCGAUUUGAUCGAUCUCUGUUUGAAGUAUGGAGCCGACGUGAACGUGUGUGACAGGCACGACGGGAUAGACCUUCCGGCCAGUACUUUGAUGGCCGCGAUAUACGAUUUUAAAGAUAAAGGAGUGGACAAUUCCGAAGUCGUGGUGGAAAUUUUAAAAAUGUUCACGAGGUGCAACUUUCCAGUCAAUGUUAUACAGGAUUUUUGGGAGUGUGUUAAAAUAUUUACAUUAAAAAUAAAAUCUAGAAUUGUCUUUAAAAUGUUGGAUUCUGCACUAAACACGCAAAAUGACUUUUUAAUCAAAUUGAUGCACCGGGAUGUAAGGUGUAUUGAGAAGAUCGUCGCAGCGGGUGCCGAACUAAGGUGUUGCAGCCUAGGAACCCCGUUUCCUCUCAAUUAUAUCGCCUCGAAAGGGGACGCGAGGAUAAUGAUAAUACUUCUGAGCGGAGGCGUACAGACAAACCGCUUGGAUGAAAGCGGAGAGACCGCCCUGCACAAAGCGGCGAGUAUGGGUUACGUCGACUGCUGUCGUCUGUUGCUGGAGUAUGGGGCGAUAUACAACUACAAAAGUCGUCACAAGUGUCAUAGGACGCCCGCACAGUUGGCGAAGUUCGUUGGGCACACGGGGGUGACAUCGUUGUUGUCCACCAUUGACAGAUAUUCCAAGCGACUGCAGAUUGGUAAAUUUAAACAGCCCAACCCCGACGACGAACUGUUUACUGCCGUUAUGAACUGUCGUUCCAGUGGAGGAACCACCCUGCUAGGAAGCGCCGUCCACCUCGCAUUGAAAAGAGAAGCCGAAAUUUUGAUGGGUCUAAGGUUAGGAAUGAGUGAUGGUGAUUCAUAAUCUUUUGUGAAAUAAAGCUAAUAUUUCAACAUUGUUGUACAUAUUUUCAGACAUCCUCCUAUCCCUGUCCUUUCACGAGGGCACGUGUUGAAAAACCUCCCUCGUAUUGUUCCUAAUGGUAGGUUCAUUGGUCAUGUUUGAUGUAUAGAGGAGAAAACGUGAUACCCGAGAAGUUAUUAUCCAUUCGCUUUUGCCCGAAAAAUGAACGGUCGUAUCUACAGCCUUGAUGUUUAUAUCUAAUAGCGACAGAUAACUCGUGAACUUGUUAUAAAUAGACAGUAGGGAAAAGAAAUUGUUGAUAUUGACUCUAUCAUGACAUUGUAACCCUAGACAUGAUCUAAACACCGACAGUCUUCUGGUGAAAUAAAUUACAAAUCAAUACAAUGUAAAUCGUUUAUUAUUCAUAUAUAUAUAUUUAUGAAAACAGGUACUGGUUUUGUGAACAGCCGCUGCAGAUACGAUACACGUGGUUCCAUUUCUCACAGUACAGUCGCCAGAAAUAUGCACAGAAAUUUUCGUCUCCUCUGACAACGCGACGAACGGUGUUGUAAGGUAGCCAAGCUAAGAUCUCGUACUGAACUUCCAGUGGCAGGUGUGCGACGGCUUCCAGAACAAAUACGCUCUCAUCGGCUUCCAGAGGUUAUGGAAAAAGAACCUUUACGCACCCGAUAGAUUUUUCAAAACGAAGAUGUACGAAAGUAUCAAGGAACUACGUUGGGACACAAAGAUGUUAACAGUAAAGGGAAACGACGGUCACGAACAGUCUAACCAUCGUCUGGGCUCGGACGUGAGACGAGGAGAUGUGGUCUCUAUUUACUAUUAGUUUUAUUUUGUACGACAUAGGAUUUUGUACGAUUUCAUGUGGGUGACAAUAAAACAUUUUAUACGUUUUGUACACAUUCUGUUCUUUGAUUGACCCUUGAAUAACGU